Messenger RNA from Dermacentor andersoni, 2602 nucleotides. RefSeq lists its product as uncharacterized. The record is from RefSeq and is a predicted model, not a curated record. NCBI's taxonomy places the organism in Eukaryota, Metazoa, Arthropoda, Arachnida, Ixodida, Ixodidae.
AUGGCCUCGACCCGGCGAAAAGUGUACUUGCGGUUUCUCCCACUGCGUUGCAAGGAACAACAUGCAGUCCAUUGCUGCGGUCCUGGCCACGAUUUGCAUUGUGGCAGCAAGCGAAGACCGCAGUUGUGGCAAGUUUGGAGCUUGCAGACCUCCAAAGUGCGGCCCUCUGGAAGUCCCUGUAACCGGCGAUCCCCGACGGGACGUAUUCUGCCGGCCGCUAUUCACGCCCCCCUGGCAGCUGCGCAAGCUUCGCAGCUGCCUUUGCAAGCGGCGCUACCUGCGCAACUCCUGGGGCAAGUGCAUUCCGCGAUUGAACUGCAUAUCUUGCAAGUUCCGAUGGCAAAGAGAUUAUCACCCGUGUGCGUCCGGGUGCCCCGCGACGUGCAACAAACCGUUCAGCGCCUCGUGCAACCUACCAUGUGUGGCCGGAUGUUUCUGCCCGCCUGGCUGGGUGGUGCACCCAAGAAACUCGAACAAGUGCAUCAAAGCCUACACGUGCCUUCCAAGAUGUCCAGUAAACUCAAGUUUCCAGGCUUGCGUAUCGAGUUGCCGGCCCAAAUGCGGUCAAAAGCCACCGAAGAAAUGCGUCCUUAGUUGCGAAAGGGGAGCCUGCAUAUGUUAUAAGGGGUACAUCGAAUUGGAGCGAGAUGGAAAGAAGACGUGUGUGCAUCAGGCAGUGUGUUCUCGGGAUGCUCGGACGACACCUUUAUUUCAGCCCAACGCAACUAUGUACCCUGGCGGCACGGAGGGGUCACCUACUGCUACAAAUCUAGCUGGUGGAGCCACCACAAGGCUGGAGAAUGCGGGCUCUGCUACUGCCCCAGUUCCCUCCAAUCGUGCACGAACACAAUUGGAGGGGCGUACGCCCUCAAGCGGCCAUUCAGAAUAUGGCGUAGGCGGUACGAGUGCUGGUACAGAAGCGGGAGUUUCAGCAGUUACCGUACCAGGACGUUUGAUUGGCAGUGAGGAUACACGCUCAUUUGGUGCCGGAGGAAAUAUCUAUACGGGCACCUUCACAGGUACAGGAGCUACAGCAGCAGGUAGAGGAGAAGCAAUGAUUGUAUCCAGAUCAGAAGGUGCGCGCUCUACUGGAACCGAAGGGUUUCCUUCGGCCAGCGCUAGAACAAACUCACCUGGGGCAGACCCAAGCAUUAGUGCAGCCCCCCUCGAAGCCAGGGCUGGAGAAGUUGAGGCACGUGCAGCGUUAGCAGUUCCCCCAGUGGAUGGUGGGUAUGAUUUAGGAAGCGAAAGUCCAAACACAGAGGACAGUGGUGUAAUUACGGAGACGAACUAGCAGCUGCUACUGUUCCCGAUGACGGAGAGGAUGUCAGUGCAACUAUACAACGGACACCGUUUGUUACCACUCCAUCGGGUAGCGUGUGAUUCAAUAGCGUAGUUACUCACUCACCAAGUGCAGGAAGAAAUUUUUCAGACAGUGCCAAAUUAGAUAGAGGGUGCGUAUAUUACACCUACAUAUAAUGUGCCUAAGAGUAUUUCAUAAAAGAAUGUUGGAAUAAGUAACCACUAAAUAUGUUUAUAAACUGCAUAUAAAGUGUCAUAUGUGAUAUUGCUAAGCUGGGGAUCACUGUACAUGGGUGAAGUUGGUUGUUGAACGGUUCAGUGAGUCACCACAGCAAAAAAGUGACGAACACGUGAGCGAGUUAUUUAGGCAAUCAUUCAAACGGCCUUAUGCGCUCUAAUGUAGCCGGAAUCUAUGUUAUUUCAAGAAGGGUGAAAUAAAAAGAACAAGAAACUGGCCGUAUUCUAGGUCCACUUGCAACUGCCAGGUUGACGCAGGAGUACACCUGAAUAUACUCUACCCGAAAACCACUGGGGAGAUAACGUGAAAUAGGUACUCGGUGUAUAUGCAAACUAGGCUUCUACGACUCACUGAAUUCCGUCACUACACAUAUAUGCGUGAGAAACCAAAAGAGGGGCGUUUAACGAUCGGCAAAAUGCUGCUUACCUUUUAUACCAAUGUAGCCUCUCUACGCCACUUACAUGUCUCAACAUUCACUCUUGGUCGACAAUGAAGGUACAACAUGAUUCUGCAACUCCCUCAUUAAUUUCAGUGCCCUCACCGCAAUGACACUAUUCAUGACACUAAAAAAUAACAAUCAGCAUGACGCCAUCCUUGGCUGUAUGCCUAUGGCGAAAUCUCUUUAACACUGGCAGUUCAAAGCAACCAAGGGAUUUGAGCUUUACCCGUACAUCAACAAGCAGGCUACUUUGAAAAACUGAGCAAUUUUUAGUUGCGGCGUUUUCGAAAUAUUCGACUGCCGAGACUACAUUAUGUUCACAUGGAUACACGCAGAAUUUCGAACUUUGUCUUGUUUGUGAAUAGCUGCACUUACAUAAGCAAAGCCAAAUCUACGCUUCGCCAUUGAUACCAGCAGUUUCGUCGAGUGGUGACGAACGUAUCUUUGUCACGCCAAGCUACAUACAUUCCAUUUGUUCAAUGUCUUUAAGAGCAGGAAUGUCAAUCACCAGAUACAACAUGAACUUUGCAUAAUUAUUAUGGGAUGGUUGUUUCGCUUUAUUAUUUUGUGCUUGCAGACAUUCCAUGACAAUAUUUUUACUUCAAUGACAAUUAAAUAAAUGC